This is a messenger RNA of Jaculus jaculus (lesser Egyptian jerboa), 1994 nucleotides long. It is a transcript of the gene Osr1, whose product is annotated as odd-skipped related transcription factor 1. Gene Ontology annotation, molecular function: DNA-binding transcription factor activity, RNA polymerase II-specific; RNA polymerase II transcription regulatory region sequence-specific DNA binding. Gene Ontology annotation, cellular component: nucleus. The coding region runs from base 399 to 1199 and encodes 266 amino acids. The record is from RefSeq and is a predicted model, not a curated record. NCBI's taxonomy places the organism in Eukaryota, Metazoa, Chordata, Mammalia, Rodentia, Dipodidae. Gene Ontology annotation, biological process: urogenital system development; embryo development; regulation of transcription by RNA polymerase II. The transcript is spliced from 4 exons.
CUGAAGGGGAGCCUGGAGCAGAGCUCACCAUCGCCCGGCCCGGCCUGGCCCGCAGGAGCCGGCGGCUGCAGAGCGCUCCCGCGUGCCGGGCGCCCGGAGUCCCCGCGGCCAGAGACGCCCCAGGAUUCCAGACCUCCAGGGGUGCUGUUGGGCUCCUGGAUCUCUGGUUUCCCGGGUCGCGCGCAGCGAGCCCCAGAGACGCGCUUGGUCCCGGGACCGCGGCGGAACAAGGAUGAAUUCUGUGCUCAGGCCUGGAACAUAACCCGUCUAGUACCAGGCUCCAGGAGGCAUGCUGGGGACAUGAACAAUGCUUCCCAGUUGGAGACCAGCGAACGCCCCAGAAACAGAAACAGUUUGUCUUUCAGAGAUUGAUACUGAGAACAGCUUCAGCCACCAUAAUGGGCAGCAAAACCUUGCCAGCACCUGUGCCCAUCCACCCAUCCUUGCAGCUCACCAACUACUCUUUCCUUCAGGCAGUCAAUGGCCUGCCCACAGUGCCCUCGGACCACCUGCCCAACCUGUAUGGCUUCAGUGCGCUGCAUGCGGUGCACCUGCACCAGUGGACGCUUGGUUACCCGGCCAUGCACUUGCCCCGCUCCUCUUUCUCCAAAGUGCCUGGCGCUGUGUCCAGUCUGGUAGACGCGCGCUUCCAGCUGCCUGCCUUUCCAUGGUUCCCCCACGUCAUCCAUCCCAAGCCUGAGAUCACUGCUGGAGGAAGCAGUCCAGCGCUUAAGACCAAGCCACGCUUUGAUUUUGCCAACCUGGCCUUGGCUGCCACACAAGAAGAUCCGACCAAACUUGGCCGUGGGGAGGGUCCUGGCUCCCCUGCUGGUGGGCUGGGUGCCCUCCUGGACGUGACCAAGUUAUCCCCAGAAAAAAAGCCCACGAGGGGACGUCUCCCUUCCAAGACCAAGAAGGAAUUCGUCUGUAAGUUCUGUGGCCGCCACUUCACCAAGUCCUAUAACCUACUUAUCCAUGAGCGGACGCACACUGAUGAGCGACCUUAUACCUGUGACAUCUGCCACAAAGCUUUCAGGAGGCAAGAUCACCUACGAGAUCACAGAUACAUUCACUCCAAAGAGAAGCCCUUCAAGUGUCAAGAGUGCGGAAAAGGAUUUUGCCAGUCCAGGACUCUGGCUGUCCACAAGACGCUGCACUCACAAGUGAAGGAGCUCAAAACCUCCAAGAUCAAGUGCUGACUGAGAAAACAGAGCCUGUGGUCCCCCGGAGCCCGGGGCCAAGCCACCCCUUCCUCUAGAAGGACCCAAAGCUGGAGGCGACUCUCCAAGGCGGCGGCAGGGGCUCUUGGGAUCCUCCUUCAACCUAACAGUGUCCCUGAGGUCCCCAGCGCACGCGGCGCUCCGGAGCUCCGCCCGGGGCCGUGACUGCGACCGCCUGGGCGGUUCCCCGGGGACGCGGCUAAACUCUUGGCCCAAGGGUUGUGCUCACGUGGCGGAAAGGAAACUUCAUUUCAAAAGAAGGGGCGAAAGCUCCGCGGAGUGGUACCGGCGCCUCUCCCAGAAGUAUUACUUUUAUUUUUUUUUUCUAUUGUUAUUUUAUACGUUUUCUCUACUAUUUUUUCUUCUUCCGUUGACCAUAUAAGCUUGUAAACUCUUGACUGCGGAGAGGGUAGAAGAAAAGAAGUUGUGCGCGCAGGCAGCUUCCAGCCUCUCCUCGUGUCUCCAGCCCCAUCCCCACCCUGGAGCCUGCGCAAGUGUAACCCCCGUGUAUCUGCUUGAGACGUCCCGCCCCAGGGACCGCGGGCUCUGGGCGCCUCCUCCGGGCUCCCGCGCUGCUCACACGCUGGGCAAGUCCUUCGGGCCCCGGGCUGGAGCGGCCGAAUCUCCGCUCCCAGCUCCACAGCUCGGAGCAGCCCGCCGGGAGCCGGGCGUUGUAUUGCGACUGGCACUUUAUGCUGACCAUCGGUAAAGGACUUUUAUCACUGGAGUUUUUUUUAAACAAAAACUAUUAAAUAAACGGUUAUUUUACAGGCA